AUGGUCUCUAGGUCAAGCUCCGAGAUUAUUGUCGAGAAAAAUACGGCUGCUAUCGUAAGCUCGAAGAAGUCCAGUGAUGAAGAACCUAUGGAUUACAACGAGGUCGAUGAAGAACUUCAAAAUGUUUUGCAAACAAACAAAAGUAUCGUCAUCAAAAAGGCUGAAAUUAUAUCCGCCAGUUACGCUAAAUGGUACGAGAAAUUAAUUUUCUUAUUCUGUGCCUUCCUUUGUGGUUAUGGUUAUGGUUUAGACAGUAACAUCCGUUAUAUUUAUACGGGUUAUGCCACUUCUUCAUACAGUGAACAUUCUUUACUUUCUACUGUUACUGUCAUUAAUGCUGUGGUUAGCGCCGCUUCCCAAAUUGUUUACGCUAGGUUAUCGGAUGCUUUCGGUAGAUUCCGUUUAUUCGUCGUUGCUAUCGUCUUAUAUUCCAUGGGUACUAUUAUCCAAUGUCAAGCUUAUGACGUCCAAAGAUAUGCUGCAGGUUCCAUUUUUUACAAUGCCGGUUACGUCGGUGUCAUCCUUGUUUUACUCCUAAUUCUUUCAGAUAUGUCUACUCUAAGAUGGAGACUUUUCUACCAGUUUGUACCAACAUGGCCAUACAUCAUCAAUACCUGGAUUUCCGGUAAUAUCACUUCUGCUGCAAACCCAAUAGAAAAUUGGUCUUGGGAUGUCGGUAUGUGGGCAUUCAUUUUCCCACUAUCAUGUCUUCCAAUCCUUGCCUGUAUGAUUCACAUGCAAUGGAGAGCCAGAAAGACUCAAGAAUGGAAGGACCUCAAAACUCAAAAGACCUAUUAUCAACAGCACGGUUUAAUGAAAUCUUUAGUAUCUCUUUUCUGGAAGAUUGAUAUUAUUGGUGUCCUCUUAAUGGCCGCUUCUUUAGGUUGUAUCUUGGUUCCUUUAACAUUAGCAGGUGGUACUUCAAGCAAAUGGAGAGAUUCUCGUAUUAUCGGUGUCUUCGUGUUAGGUUUUGUUUUAAUUCCAAUCUUCUUUAUUUGGGAAAAGAAGUUCGCAACUGAUCCAAUCGUUCCAUACAAAUUGGUCAAGGACCGUGGUGUCUGGGCAUCUUUGGGUAUCUCCUUCUUAAUUGAUUUCAUCUACUAUAUGGCCGCUGAUUACUUGUACACCGUUUUGAUAGUCGCUGUUAAUGAAUCUGUGAGUGCCGCUACAAGAAUUUCCAGUUUAUAUUCAUUUGUUUCCACGGUUGCCUCGCCAUUUGUUUCCUUAGCCCUAACAAGAUUCACAAGAUUAAAGCCAUUCAUUAUUUUUGGUUGUUGUCUAUGGUUUCUCGCCAUGGGUCUACUUUACCACUUCAGAGGUGGCGCAUCCUCCCACUCUGGUAUAAUUGGUGGUUUGUGUGUCUGGGGUUUAGGUAGCACUUUCUUCACAUACCCAGUUACUGUCUCCGUUCAAGCUGCUGUUUCCCAUGAACAGAUGGCUACUGUCUCUGCUUUGAAUUAUACUUUCUACAGAAUCGGUUCUGCUGUCGGUGCCGCUGUUUCCGGUGCUAUUUGGACACAAAAAUUAUACAAGAAACUUUUAAGUUUAAUGGGUGACGCUACAUUAGCCACAGCUGCUUAUGGAUCUCCUUAUACUUUUAUUGUUACUUACACCUGGGGAACUCCAGAAAGAGAAGCCAUGGUGGAAGCAUACAGAUACAUCCAAAGAUUAGAAACUGUUGUCGCUUUAGUUUUCUGUGUUCCGUUAGUCGCUUUCUCAUUAUGUCUAAGAGACUCCAGAUUAACAGAUAAUGUUGCACACGAUGACAUGUCUUCAGGCGAAUUUAUCGAUACCAAGUCAGACGAUCCAUUGGCAGAAUUCUUUGUCGGUUUAUGGAGACGUGUUACGGGUAAGAAGGAGAAUAAGACCCAAUCUGAUGAAAAAUCAAGUGUAUAUUAG
This is a messenger RNA of Kazachstania africana CBS 2517, 1899 nucleotides long. RefSeq names its product siderophore transporter (gene ARN1). Bases 1 to 1899 code for a protein of 632 amino acids. The transcript has a single exon. Gene Ontology annotation, cellular component: endosome; vacuolar membrane. Lineage: Eukaryota; Fungi; Ascomycota; Saccharomycetes; Saccharomycetales; Saccharomycetaceae. Gene Ontology annotation, molecular function: siderophore-iron transmembrane transporter activity. The record is from RefSeq and is a predicted model, not a curated record. Gene Ontology annotation, biological process: transmembrane transport; intracellular iron ion homeostasis.